Myotis lucifugus (little brown bat) is the source of this 1091-nucleotide messenger RNA. RefSeq names its product neural cell adhesion molecule L1-like protein. Gene Ontology annotation, molecular function: cell-cell adhesion mediator activity. Gene Ontology annotation, cellular component: plasma membrane; axon. The annotation marks the transcript as partial. Lineage: Eukaryota; Metazoa; Chordata; Mammalia; Chiroptera; Vespertilionidae. The transcript has 7 exons. The record is from RefSeq and is a predicted model, not a curated record. Gene Ontology annotation, biological process: dendrite self-avoidance; axon guidance; homophilic cell-cell adhesion.
AUUUUUUUCUGCAUUUCCAGGUCGACCCCAUUCCCCUCCGUUUUCACCCGAAGGGCAGAGGGGACAGAGUCCCGUCCUCUGCGCGUCCUCCUCCCGGAAGAGCAAUGGAGAGGCUGUCCGGCGCCGGCGGAGCCGUCUUCUCUCUACUGUCCCUCCUCUUGCAUUUCGCCAGCGCCUCUGAGAUCCCGCUCUCAGUUCCACAGGUUCCAACCAUCACAAAACAGUCAAAAGAGCAAGUCGCCUUUCCCUUUGAUGAAUAUUUUCAAAUCGAAUGUGAAGCUAAAGGCAAUCCGGAGCCAAGAUUUACGUGGACGAAAGAUGGCAAGCCCUUUGACCUCUCCGACCCUCGGGUCAUUGCCUCCAACAACUCAGGAACCUUCCGGAUCCCAAAUGAGGGGCAGAUAGCUCACUUCCAGGGGAAAUAUCGCUGCUUCGCUUCGAACAAGCUGGGAGUGGCCAUGUCGGAAGAAAUAGAAUUUAUAGUUCCCAAUGUUCCAAAAUUCCCCAAAGAAAAGAUCGAGCCCCUUGAAGUGGAGGAGGGAGACCCCCUGGUCCUGCCCUGCAACCCGCCCACGGGGCUGCCCCCGCUGCACAUCUACUGGAUGAACAUAGCGCCCACUCACUCACCUUGGACAGCACCCACUCACUCACCUUUGGGACAGCACCCAUGUCAGGGCCCAGCACAACCAGACACUGUUCUUUUCCCUCCAGCGAAUUCCAUCAAGCAGAGAAAGCCCAGCCUGCUGCUGCCUCCGGCGGCGAGGGGCCCCGAGUCCGCGGUCACUGUCCUCCGGGGGGACACCCUGGUGCUGGAGUGCUUCGCCGAAGGCCUGCCAACACCACAGGUCGAUUGGGAAAAAGUGGGUGGUGAUUUACCAAAAGGAAGAGAAACGAAAGAGAAUUAUGGCAAGAUGUUGAAGAUAGAGAACGUCUCCUACGAGGACAAAGGGAAUUACCGCUGCACGGCCAACAACUUCCUGGGCGUGGCCACGCACGAUUUCCACGUCACGGUAGAAGGUACGUUCGCCGCCCCACACGAUUCACUUCUCUUCUGUUUAGCGGGAAUGUGGCGGCCCUACCCCUGUAAGCAG